Molecule: messenger RNA, 3238 nt
Organism: Neofelis nebulosa (Clouded leopard)
Lineage: Eukaryota; Metazoa; Chordata; Mammalia; Carnivora; Felidae
Gene: ARHGAP4
Product: Rho GTPase activating protein 4
Exons: 22
Coding region: 95-2950 (951 amino acids)
Biological process (GO): signal transduction; negative regulation of cell migration
Cellular component (GO): cytoplasm
Molecular function (GO): protein binding
Source: RefSeq, a predicted model, not a curated record
AGGGUGCUGGCUGCAGAGCCCCAGGUCCCGGCGCCCGGCCCGCUCGCGGCCGCGUGGGAGCAGCGGGGCUCGACGGCGCGGCCGCCCGGAAGCCAUGGCCGCGCAUGGGAAGCUGCGCCGGGAGCGGGGGCCGCAGGCCGAGUAUGAGGCGCAAGUCAAAGAGAUGCGCUGGCAGCUGAGCGAGCAGCUGCGCUGCCUGGAGCUGCAGGGCGAGCUGCGGCGGGACCUGCUGCAGGAGCUGGCCGAGUUCAUGCGGCGGCGCGCCGAAGUGGAGCUAGAGUAUUCCCGGGGCCUGGACAAACUGGCCGAGCGCUUCUCCAGCCGAGGCGGCCGCCUGGGGGGCGGCGGCCGGGAGCACCAAAGCUUCCGGAAGGAGCCGUCCCUGCUGUCGCCCCUGCACUGCUGGGCCGUGUUGCUGCAGCAUACGCGGCAGCAGAGUCGGGAGAGCGCCACCCUCAGUGAGGUGCUGGCCGGGCCCCUGGCCCAGCGCCUGAGUCACAUUGCGGAGGAUGUGGGGCGCCUAGUCAAGAAGACCAAGGAUCUGGAGCAGCAGCUGCAGGAGGAGCUCCUGGAGGUGGUGUCGGAGCUUCAGACGGCCAAGAAGACGUACCACGUGUACCACAUGGAGAGCGUCAAUGCUGAGGCCAAGCUCCGGGAGGCUGAGCGGCAAGAGGAGAAGCGGGCGGGCCGCACCACUGCCACCGCCGCCGCGGCCACCAAUGAGGCAGGCCCUGUCCGCAAGAGCUCCCUCAAGAAGGGAGGGCGGCUGGUGGAAAAGCGUCAGGCCAAGUUCUUGGAGCAUAAAGUCAAGUGCACAAAGGCUCGCAACGAGUACCUGCUCAGCCUGGCCAGCGUCAAUGCUGCCGUCAGCAACUACUACUUGCACGACGUCUUGGAUCUCAUGGAUUGCUGUGACACAGGAUUCCACUUAGCCCUGGGCCAGGUGCUCCGGAGCUACACGGCUGCCGAGACCCGCACCCAGGCCUCCCAGAUGCAGGGUCUCGGCAGCCUGGAAGAGGCGGUGGAGGCCCUAGAUCCUCCAGGGGACAAGGCCAAGGUUCUGGAGGUGCACGCAGUGGCCUUCUGUCCCCCGCUGCGUUUCGACUACCAGCCCCACGAGGGAGAUGAGGUGGCUGAGAUCCAGGUGGAAAUAGAACUGCGGGACGAGAUCCUGCCCAGGGCCCAGAAUAUCCAGAGCCGCCUGGACCGACAGACCAUCGAGACGGAGGAGGUGAGCAAGACUCUGAAGGCCACGCUGCAGGCCUUACUGGAGGUGGUGGCGUCGGAAGAUGGGGACGUGCUUGACUCUUUCCAAGCCAGCCCCUCCACCGAGUCCCUCAAGUCCACCAGCUCGGAUCCGGGUUCUCGGCAGGCUGGCCGGAGGCGGGGCCAGCAGCAGGAGACUGAGACCUUCUACAUCACGAAGCUCCAGGAGUACCUGAGUGGACGAAGCAUCCUCGCCAAGCUGCAGGCCAAGCAUGAGAAACUGCAGGAGGCCAUUCAGCGAGGUGACAAGGAGGAGUGGGAGGCGUCUCGGACCCAGUACACACAGAGAAAACUCCAGAAGAGCCGCCAGCCCCGCCCCAGCUCCCAGUAUAACCAGAAACUCUUCGGGGGAGACAUGGAGAAGUUUAUCCAGAGCUCAGGCCAGCCCGUGCCCCUGGUGGUGGAGAGCUGUGUCCGCUUCAUUAACCUGAAUGGCCUGCAGCACGAGGGCAUCUUCCGGGUGUCAGGUGCCCAGCUCCGGGUCUCAGAGAUCCGCGACGCUUUCGAGAGAGGGGAGGACCCGCUGGUGGAAGGCUGUACGGCCCACGACCUGGACUCCGUGGCUGGGGUGCUGAAGCUCUACUUCCGGAGCCUGGACCCCCCGCUCUUCCCGCCGGACCUGUUCGCGGACCUGCUGGCUUCUGCAGAGCUGGAGGCCGUGGCGGAGCGGGUGGAGCUCGUGAGCCAACUGCUGGCCCGGCUGCCCAGACCCGUGCUGGUGGUCCUGCGUUACCUUUUCACCUUCCUCAACCACUUGGCUCAGUACAGCGACGAGAACAUGAUGGACCCCUACAACCUGGCCGUGUGCUUCGGGCCGACACUGCUGCCCGUGCCCGCAGGGCAGGACCCGGUGGCCCUGCAGGGCCGGGUGAACCAGCUGGUGCAGACGCUCAUCGUGCAGCCGUCGCGGGUUUUCCCGCCUGUGAGCCUGCUGCCCGGCCCCGUCUAUGAGAAGUGCAUGGCACCGCCUUCUACCAGCUGCCUGGGGGACGCCCACCUGGAGGGCCUGGCGGGGGAGAACGAGCCGGAGCUGGAAGCCGGGACCCCGGCCCAGGAGGACGACCUGGAGGGGGCCGUGGAGGCCGUGGCCUGCUUCGCCUACACGGGCCGCACGGCCCAGGAGCUGAGCUUCCAGCGCGGGGAUGUGCUGCGGCUGCUCGAGCGGGCCUCGGGCGACUGGUGGCGGGGCGAGCGCGCGGGCACCCGGGGACUCAUCCCGCACAAGUACAUCACGCUGCCCGCGGGUGCAGAGAAGCACGCCGCCGGCCAGGGGCCACAGGCUACGGGGGAGCUGCUGAACAGUCCAGGCGUCCUCCCGGCCACAGAAUUUGCCCACCGGCCAGAGCCAUGCACCCCACCUGACGCCCCUCUGGGCACACCCGGGGGUCCCGCUGGGUACAGGCGGCACUGCUUGGUCCCCACCUCCCCGGAGCGAUACGUGGAGGUAGACAAGGCCGUGGCACAGACCAUGGACUCCGUGUUCAAGGAACUCUUGGGAAAGACCUCUGCUCGCCAGGGCCUCGGGCCGGCGAUCGCCGGCUCCCCCAGCCCCGGACCCGGCAAUGUGAAGCCUCCAGCCUGCAGCCGCCUUGGCAAGAACAAAGGCUUCUCCCGCGGCCCCGGGGCCCUGGCGUCACCCGCGUUGUCCCAUCCCCAGGGCCUGGACUCACCCCUCAAGCACUGACGCGCUGCUCCCUGGCCUGUCCAGCAAGCGCUGGGCUCCUGCUCUUGUCCCCUCUGCAGAGGAGGGUACAGCCACCCCAACGCCCCCCCCUGCCUGCCCCAGCCCCGGCUCGGGCCCCUUUGGGAGGCAGCUGAGGAAGGAGGCCGAGGCUGAGGGGCUUUUGCCGGGCGGGCUUGUCGGUGACUGUCGGGCGGUGGGCGCCCAGGCUGCUCUCUGCCUCAGCUGAGGGUGCCAGCCUGGUGGAGGUGGGCAGGCGUUGGCCGCUGUUUAUAAAGACCUGUGCGCUGA